AUGCUUGCCUCCCACGGCCGCGGCGGUGCCGGCAACAUGGCCGAUAGCACCAAGUCGCCCAAGGUCACCCCCAAGGACCUCGAGACCCCGACCCUCAAGACCUCCGUCGUCACCACCGGCCGCGGCGGCUCCGGCAACAUGGCCAAGAACGCCGACCCCUACGAGACCCGUCUGCGCCAGGACGUCGAGGGCGUCCCCCGCCGAGAGAGCAACGGCGCAACCCACUACGGCCGUGGAGGCGCCGCCAACGUCUUCAAGACCGGCUCCGAGGAGGAGGCUGCCGCGAAGAAGGCCAAGGCCGAGGCCACAGCCGCCGUCGAGGACGACGAGUCUUCGCUGCGCAAGACGCCUUCGCCCACCGGCGGCCGCCGCAGCCCCGAGGACGGCAACGGCCUCGCCGCCAAGGGCAAGCAGUGGCUCAACAACCUGACCAAGAAGGCAUAA
This is a messenger RNA of Colletotrichum siamense, 444 nucleotides long. RefSeq lists its product as uncharacterized. Bases 1 to 444 code for a protein of 147 amino acids. Lineage: Eukaryota; Fungi; Ascomycota; Sordariomycetes; Glomerellales; Glomerellaceae. The record is from RefSeq and is a predicted model, not a curated record. The transcript is spliced from 2 exons.